Messenger RNA from Lipotes vexillifer (Yangtze River dolphin), 2007 nucleotides. It is a transcript of the gene HDAC10, whose product is annotated as histone deacetylase 10. Gene Ontology annotation, biological process: epigenetic regulation of gene expression. Lineage: Eukaryota; Metazoa; Chordata; Mammalia; Artiodactyla; Lipotidae. The record is from RefSeq and is a predicted model, not a curated record. Gene Ontology annotation, molecular function: deacetylase activity. Bases 1 to 2007 code for a protein of 668 amino acids. The transcript is spliced from 19 exons.
AUGGGGACCGCACUUGUGUACCACGAGGACAUGACAGCUGCCCGGCUGCUCUGGGACGACCCCGAGUGCGAGAUCGAGUGCCCGGAGCGCCUGACCACAGCCCUGGAACGCCUGCAGCAGCGUGGCCUGGAGCAAAGGUGUCUGCGGCUGGCAGCCCGGGAGGCCUCGGAGGCGGAACUGGGCCUGGUGCACAGCCUGGAGUAUGUGGCCCUGUUGCAGGGGACCCAGGCCUUGGGCACCGGAGAGCUCCAGACCCUGUCUGGACAGUACGAUGCCGUCUACUUCCACCCGAGUACCUUCCACUGUGCCCGGCUGGCUGUGGGGGCGGCGCUGCAGCUGGUGGAUGCAGUGCUGGCGGGAGCUGUGCGCAACGGGCUCGCCCUGGUGAGGCCUCCUGGGCACCAUAGCCAGAGGGCUGCCGCUAAUGGAUUCUGCGUGUUCAACAACGUGGCCAUAGCGGCCAAACAUGCCCAGCGGCAGCACGGGCUGCACAGGAUCCUCAUCGUUGACUGGGAUGUCCACCAUGGCCAGGGCAUACAGUAUAUCUUUGAGGAUGACCCCAGCGUCCUUUAUUUCUCCUGGCACCGCUAUGAGCACGGGCGCUUCUGGCCUUAUCUCCGAGAGUCAGAUGCAGAUGCUGUUGGGCAGGGCCCGGGCCUUGGCUUCACUGUCAACCUGCCCUGGAACCAGGUCGGGAUGGGAAAUGCUGACUACGUGGCCGCCUUCCUGCACGUGCUGUUGCCCGUGGCCUUUGAGUUCAACCCUGAGCUGGUCCUAGUCUCCGCGGGAUUUGACUCGGCCAUCGGGGAUCCCGAGGGGCAGAUGCAGGCCACGCCAGAGUGCUUUGCUCACCUCACACAGCUGCUGCAGGUGCUGGCUGGCGGCCGGGUCUGCGCUGUGCUAGAGGGUGGCUACCACCUGGAGUCACUCUCGCAGUCCGUGUGCAUGAUGGUGCAAGCGCUGCUGGGCGACCCUGCCCCGCCCCUGUCGGGGCCCAUGGUGCCGCAUGGCAGCGCCCUGGAGUCCAUCCAGAGUGUCCGGGUAGCCCAGGCCCCUCACUGGAUGAGCCUCCAGCAGCAAGGUGUGGCCCCUGUACCGAGUCCCAGCCCCUGCUCCCCAGAGGGGAGGCCUGAAUUCAAGGCAGCAGCGACCCAGGACGUGGCUGCCCUGAGCUCCCUCCUGGACCAGCUGCGCCUCAAUCCCACGCCCCCUGUACGCACGGCUGUUGCCUUGACUGCGCCAGAUGCUGCCCUGGCCCUGCCCUCUGAUGUCCUCUGUGAGCAGGGGUCAGCCCCACAGGAGGAGACACAGGCCUGGGCCAGGCCACAUGAGGCCCUGGCCCAGGACAGGGCCCUCACUGCACUCGGGAAAGUGCUGUACCUUUUGGACAGGAUCCUGGAUGGGCAGGUGAGCAGUGGCAUUGCAGUCACCCCAGCCUCUGCUGCAGCUGCCACCCUGGAUGUGGCCAUUCGGUGUGGCCUGUCCCAUGGAGCCCAGAGGCUGCUUUGUCUGGCUGUGGGGCAGCUGGAUCGGCCCCCAGAUCUCACGGAUGACGGGAGGAAUCUCUGGCUGAACAUUGGGGGCAAGGAGGCAGCUGCCCUGUCCAUGUUCCAUGUCUCUGUGCCACUGCCGGGGACGACUGGAGGGUUUCUGAGCUGUGUCCUGGCCCUGGUGCUGCCCCUGGCCUACAGCUUCCAGCCUGACCUGGUGCUGGUGGCGCUGGGGCCCGCCCAUGGCCUGCAGGACGCCCAAGCUGCACUCCUGGCUGCGCUGCUUCGGGGCCCAGCAGGGGGCCGAGUCUUGGCCCUUGUGGAUGAGGAAUCCACACCCCAGCUUGCGGUGGUCCUGGCCAGGGUGUUGCAUGGAGAGGCAGCCCCCAGCCUGGGUCCCUUCUCCAUGGCCUCCCCAGAGGACGUGCAGGCCCUGAUGCAGCUGAGAGGGCAGCUGGAGCCACGGUGGAAGAUGCUGCAGGUGGCCAGUGAGGCUGGGGGGCCAGGCUCAGGAUGA